Molecule: messenger RNA, 4886 nt
Organism: Siniperca chuatsi (mandarin fish)
Lineage: Eukaryota; Metazoa; Chordata; Actinopteri; Centrarchiformes; Sinipercidae
Exons: 3
Coding region: 142-2673 (843 amino acids)
Cellular component (GO): nucleus
Molecular function (GO): sequence-specific DNA binding
Source: RefSeq, a predicted model, not a curated record
CGCCAACCCGCGGCUCCUGGUGUGGGACUCGUACGCUGCCACACCGGUGUCGCCACCAAAGCUGAACUGAAAUGUGGCUACAACGUCACGACAGCGGUGAUCCCGGGAGGCUGCACUAAAUAUAUCCAACCUCCUGCUGUGAUGUGGAACCAGCCCUUCAAGCAGAGUCUGCAGGAUGCCUACGAUCAGUGGGCGGCUGGGGACGCAGAUAAGGAAUACACAGCCGGAGGGAACCUAAAAGUCCCCGCCCGCCGCCUGCUGGUGGACUGGGUGGUCGCAGCCUGGGACAAACUGGACAAGGAUAUGAUCAGACAGUCUUUCAAAGUUUGUGGACUGUCUGUGAGAACUGACGGGAGCGAAGACGACCUCAUCCUCUGCUUCAGGGAGGGACAGCCCUGCGCCGCCGGACGGGAGGCUCUCACCCAGCUCCGACAGCGGAGCCGGGAGAACCGGUGCGAAGCAGCCCAGGAGGAGGGAGAUGAAGAGGAGCUACUUAACAAUGAAUUUGUUGUUUUUGAUGAUGAUGAGGAGGACUUUGAGCAGGAGGAUUGUGACCACAUGUCACUGCACCGUUUCAUUCAUCAAGCUUUACCCUCAAAUGACAAAAAACUGAUUGUUAAAGAAGAGCAGCAGGAGUGGAGCCCCAGUCUGGACCAGGACCCAGAGCCCCCACACAUUAAAGAGGAACAGGAGGAACUCUGGACCAGUCAGGAGGGAGAGCAGCUUCGAGGGCUGGAGGAGGCCGAUAUCACCAAGUUCCCAUUCACUCCUGUCCCUGUGAAGAGUGAAGAAGAUGAUGAAGAGAAACUUCAGUCCUCGCAAUUUCAUCAAAGUAAAACUGAACAGAUGGAAAAAGAAAGACGUAAAUUUGAUUUCAAAUUCAAAGAGAGAGUUUUGCAGUAUGCAGAGACACAUUCAGCAGAGAAAACUGCACGGCAUUUUAACAUUGACUCAAAAAGAAUCAGGGACUGGAGGAAACAGAGGGGCAAGCUGCUGUUAGCUGACAAGAGCAGAGCCCGGCUCACUGGAGGGGGCAGGAAGAAAGUGAGCCUGGAGCUGGAGAGGAGGCUCUCACAGUGGAUCUACUCAAUGCUGGACAAACAUAACAGAGUAUCGAGAAAUAUGAUUAAAAAGAAAGCGCUGGAGAUCUACCCUUCAGUGAGCGAUGGGGGCAAGAUGUUUGUGGCUAGCACGGGUUGGCUACAAAGAUUUCUGCAGCGCAACGACCUCUCACUUCGACGUCGCACCCCCAUGAGCCAGGAAGAAACCCCUCCCACUGAGAAACUGGUUUCGUUUGUUGACUACGUUGGCAAGGCGGUCAGCUCUAACAGGAUUUUAGAGGGGGGCAUCAUUGUAAUGGAUGAGACUGCAGUUUUGUUUAACAUGGUGUCCCCCACUGCUAUUGAUACACGAGGUGCGAAGAGUGUGGCUCCGAAAACCACGAGAUACGAGGACAGCCAUCUUACUGUGGUCCUCGCCGCCAAGGCCGACGGCACCAAACUGAAGCCGUAUAUCGUCUUCAGAAAGGCUGCUGGUGAAGUGAAGGCGCUGCAGCAGCAGAUCUCCAGCGCGGUGAUUUCCACGUCUGUGAACGGCUGGAUGAACGAUGCUCUCACCGCAGACUGGCUGCAGUCCGUGGUGGGAAAAUUCAACGUCAACCCGCGGCUCCUGGUGUGGGACUCGUACCGCUGCCACACCGGUGUCGCCACCAAAGCUGAACUGAAAUGUGGCUACAACGUCACGACAGCGGUGAUCCCGGGAGGCUGCACUAAAUAUAUCCAACCUCCUGCUGUGAUGUGGAACCAGCCCUUCAAGCAGAGUCUGCAGGAUGCCUACGAUCAGUGGGCGGCUGGGGACGCAGAUAAGGAAUACACAGCCGGAGGGAACCUAAAAGUCCCCGCCCGCCGCCUGCUGGUGGACUGGGUGGUCGCAGCCUGGGACAAACUGGACAAGGAUAUGAUCAGACAGUCUUUCAAAGUUUGUGGACUGUCUGUGAGAACUGACGGGAGCGAAGACGACCUCAUCCUCUGCUUCAGGGAGGGACAGCCCUGCGCCGCCGGACGGGAGGCUCUCACCCAGCUCCGACAGCGGAGCCGGGAGAACCGGUGCGAAGCAGCCCAGGAGGAGGAAGAUGAAGAGGAGCUACUUAACAAUGAAUUUGCUUUUCUUGAUGAUGAUGAUGACGAGGAGGACUUUGAGCAGGAGAAUAGUGACCACAUGUCACUACACUGUUUCAUUCAUCAAGCUUUACCCUCAAACAACAAAAAAACAAUUGUUGUUAAAGAAGAGCAGCAGGAGUGGAGCCCCAGUCUGGACCAGGACCCAGAGCCCCCACACAUUAAAGAGGAGCAGGAGGAGCUCUGGACCAGUCAGGAGGGAGAGCAGCUUCGAGGGCUGGAGGAGGCCGAUAUCACCAAGUUCCCAUUCGCUCCUGUCCCUGUGAAGAGUGAAGAAGAUGAAGAGAAACCUCAGUCCUCACGCAGCUUCAUCAAAGCCAAACUGAACAGAUGGAAACAGGAGCUGAUGGAGAGGACUGUGGAGGACCAGGACCAGCCAGGAACUCAGAUCCAGAUACACAUUUACAACCUGACACUGAUGACAAGACUGGAGACUCUUCUGAGACUGAUGACAGUGAUGACUGGAACGAGACCAGUGAACCUCAGUCAGGUUUAAACUCUCUGAAAAUAAAUCCAUGUGGAAAGAAAGACUCUGUCAGUAGUGUGGUUUGGUAUAGUAGCAGCAAACCAUAUAGUUGCUUCAAGUGUGGUAAAGAAUUCGGCCACAAGAGGUCUGUGCAGAGACACAUGAUGUCUCAUGAAGAAGAAAAGCCUUUAAGCUGUUCAGUUUGUGAAAAACAUUUCAGAUGCAGUUCAGAGCUUGUGAAACACAUGAGAAUCCAUACUGGAGAGAAACCAUUCUGUUGCUCAGUCUGUGGUAACAGAUUUGCGAGGCGGGAAAGUUUAAGUCGUCACAUGAGAUGUCACACAGGAGAAAAGCCUUUCAGCUGUUCAUUUUGUCUGAAGCGUUUUAGAUGUAGUCAGUACGUCGUGGAGCACAUGAGAACCCACACGGGGGAGAAACCAUUUGACUGCUCCCUCUGUGGCAAAGCUUUUUGUUCCAAAUCAAAGUUGACUCAACACAUGAGAGUCCACACAUGAGAGAAAGUGUUCAGUUGCAACAUUUGCAGAAAAGAUUUGAGAUUUCACUCACAAAUCAAAAACCAUAAGUGUGUUGUUUCGAGCAGUAAAUGAAGAGCUGCUGGUUGAGCCAAAUUGUUCAACAAAAACAAAACUGAGAACUGAUUGUUCAGGAGGAAAGUUAGAGAACAACAUGGGUGGCUGCUGGUGGAUUUAUCAAGCAUCAGAGUAACUGUCCAAAACUGUUGGGAUGCAUAUUUAGCUCUACUUUUAGGAGUAGAAGUGAAAGCAUUUUAUUAAACAAGUUCCUCGUAUCGCUGUCAGCAUUUAGGGGAGCUUCAGUUGUCACAAAAAUGUUUUUGGUGUUUUUUUACUGACCUUGUACGGUAUGCAAAAGAGAUCACAUGCUGUCUCCCAACUCCCUCAUUCAUUUGAAUUACGCCAGUCCGCUGAUGCAGUGGAGCGCUAACGCAGAGGGCUCUGGGAAAAACAAACAAACAAAAAAAAAAAAACUCAGGGUCGUUCGGCAAAGUAGUUGAACCAGGUCAAUUUUUGUCGCAAACACUUGCCCAAUGAAAUACACGCAAGCGCACAUUCCUGGUAGAGGACUUUAUACCAUGAACGCUGUUUACCUCACGAUCUUCGUGACGAAAGAUAAAGUGAUUGUUUCUGUGAUAACUUUCCAGAGUUGUUAAAUCCUGUCUCGUAGUAUUAGAAACCUCUGUGCAGCGUUUUGAUGUCUGAUAAACCUUUUACAGAUAAUGCACAGUGGAGUCAUUUCAUACAGCCAAGUGAAAUUAUUUACCAUUUUAAAUUUAUAUACACAUUUUAUUUACUAUGCAAAUUCCAUAUUGGUAAAUAUUAAGAUUUAAGGCAUUUAAUUUUUGGCGUCGUAUUUGCAUAAAAUAACCUGGGUAACUUACUUACUUACCAGAAAACCAGCAAAGAAACGAUCCCUCCGAACAGCAGAAUGCAACUGUUCUGAAUACGAGCGAGUGCACUUCUGUUUCACAGUCCAAUAUUUACUUCAUUUCUGUUUCUCAUUUCUGGUAAAAUAUAUGUUUAGGUCUUUACCUGUUUAGUAAAAUUUUCAUGCUUUUUGUACUUUGUUUUUGCUGCGUUGAGUUAUUUGGACCUUCGAAUGUGUUGAAACAACAGUGAGUGAAAAGUAUAAGACGUCAUCGGUGAUGUUACGUUAAUUUCAGCUCUUAGUUGUGAUAAAGCUGACAGAUGACUGCUGGUUACUUUUUGGGAGAAAGUUGUCCUCAGGUCAUAGCAUAAUGGAGUCCUAUAAACUUUAUUAAACCUGCCAGUGCAGUAAGAACAUUUCAGUGUGCUUCCAUCAGAAAUCAUCUUGUUCAAAAGUGUCUGUAUCUUGAAACAGUAAUAAGGGAAGGUUGCUGCUCUAAAUCAAGAAAAUUAAAACUUGAUUUUAGAAAAUACUCAACACAUGUUGAAAUACUGUCACUGCACUGGAUUUUUUUAUCUUGUUUUCAGAAAUAAAAUUACUUUAAGAAUCCAAUUGCAUAUUAUUGAUUAUAAGCUAUACCAAAAAUAAAAAGUGCCCUCAUGUUUAACCUUGUGCUUACAGUCGCUGUGACUUUAUACUGUAACUGGACUGACAUACAGUUAUGUGAUUAUUUUAUUCUGUAAUUUACCUCCAGACAGGAGACAGUGACUUUAUAAAACAUUUUCUGUUUGUUUUUUUGUUUUAAACGACAAUUGUUUCAAUAAACAGUUUCAGCUUCA